Messenger RNA from Striga asiatica, 2057 nucleotides. Lineage: Eukaryota; Viridiplantae; Streptophyta; Magnoliopsida; Lamiales; Orobanchaceae. The record is from the annotation of a GenBank genome assembly.
CAACACUUUAAACUAGCUGAAUUAUAUUUAGAUAUUGGCUAGUGAGUGGAAGCUUAUAUAUAGUGGACUUAUUCGAGCAUCUUAUAAUUCAUCUCUCUCUCUCUUUCUAAGAGAAAAAAUCAACAAAAAUACACAUCAAAAGCAAUGCUGGUAGACAUGUUUUUCCGGCCCUUUCGGAGUGAGAAGUCAAGGGUGAAGAAAACAAGGUGCAAAAUAAAUGAAGAGGAAAUGGAUGAAGAUUGGGAUGUGUACUGUAUGCAAUUCCCCAAAGAUCCUUUGACCAAACACCCCAAUCUGUCUUCAACAUUUCAAAAGAUUCAUAGAAACGGACGAAGCACGAAGACGAUGUCAGCCAGAGCCUCCAACUUUUCCGAUCUGAUCCAACGGGUCACCGCCUCUUGCCUCCUCCACCCGCUCUCCGGCGUCGCCCGCCCCGACGGUGACGACGACGAAGACCGCGACGCGGCGGCGGAGGAGGAGGAACAGAAAGAAGAAGAAGAUCCGGCCGACGGGGAGGAGGACGGGUUCGAGGCGCUCGGCGCGCCCACGGUUGGUCCCCACGCGCCUCCGCGCGUGGCGGAGCUUGAAAUGCUGGUUGGGCAGGUGUUCGACGCCGUCGCGGCCGUGAAGCGGGCGUACGUGAGCCUCCAGGGAGCGCACUGCCCGUGGGACCCGGACAGGAUCCGCGUUGCCGACGCGGCAGUGGUGGCCGAGCUCAGGCGGAUGGGCCUCCUCCGGGAGAGGUUCAGGCGGGGCGUCGGCGGAGGAAGGGCGCGUGGGGUGGGAACGGCGACGCUGAGAGAGGUGGUGGCGCCGUACGAGGCGGCGGUGGAGGAGCUGAAGAGGGAGGUGAGGUCGAAGCAGACGGAGAUUGAGGGAUUGAGGGAGAAGCUCAAAACGGCGUCGUUUAGUGAGCGGGCCAGUGGGAAAUCAAAGGGGAAGUCCAGGAGACGAGUCAGCUGCACCACUCAAGUAACACCGGCACCCGCAAUCGAUCUCUUCGAGAGCACGAUGAGUCUCGUGAGAGAAGCUUCGAAAGCCUUCACGUCCCUCCUCCUCUCCCUCAUGCGCUCCGCCCGUUGGGACAUAGCCGCCGCAGUCCGGUCCAUCGAGGCCGCCUCCUCCUCCUCUUUCUCCUCCGCCACCUCAUCCCGGGCCCACGCGAAAUACGCUCUCGAGUCCUACAUUAACCGAAAAAUCUUCCAAGGGUUCGACCACGAGACGUUCUACAUGGACGGGAGCCUCUCCUCAAUACUCCACCCUGACCACCACCGCAAGGACUGCUUCACCCAGUAUCGGGACAUGAAGGCCAUGGACCCAACCGAGCUCCUCGGCAUCUUGCCAGACUGUAGCUUCGGAAACUUUUGCUUCAAGAAGUACCUCUCCAUGGUGCACCCGAAGAUGGAGGAGUCUUUGUUCGGUGACCUAGAGCAGAGGCGCCAGGUGCUGGACGGGCGCCACCCGAGGAGCCAGUUUUAUGGGGAGUUUUUGGGAUUGGCUAAGGCAGUGUGGCUUCUGCAUUUGCUUGCGUUCUCGCUCGAUCCUCCCCCGAGCCAUUUUGAGGCGAGUGGUGGGGCCGAAUUUCAUUCGCAGUAUAUGGAGAGUGUCGUGAGGAGCUCUGGUGGGGUCGGUGUGCAGAAGAUGAUUGUGGGUUUUCCGGUGAGUCCGGGGUUCAAGCUUGGGAAUGGGUCGAUCAUCAAGGCUAGGGUUUAUCUGGUGCCGAAGAACGGAUGAUUUUUUUUACGAGUUUCGAAUAUUUUUUUUUUGGUGGAGUUUGUGUAUUUGAGGUUGAGGAUGAUUUUUGUUAUGGCUGUGGUACAAACUCUGUUGUUGUGUUGUGUUCCUUCUGUUGUGAUAAUAGUUAUGGUGAUGCUAGAUUGAAGUAGUGAUUGAUUUGCUAUGUUAGUUCUGUUUUGUGGUCUUCUCUCCUUAAAAGAGAAAGACAAGCCCGUGUUUGAAUAAUAAUAGCAUUUUGUAAGCUGCCAACAGUGAUAGCCCGUUUGGAAAUCAUCUUUGGCUUGUAUGGAAUGACCAUCUUUGGCUUGUAUGGAAUGACC